Messenger RNA from Dovyalis caffra, 1290 nucleotides. The record is from the annotation of a GenBank genome assembly. Lineage: Eukaryota; Viridiplantae; Streptophyta; Magnoliopsida; Malpighiales; Salicaceae.
AUGGAUCCUCAGGCUUUCAUCAGGUUGUCGAUAGGCUCCCUUGGACUGAGGAUUUCUGGAACAACUUUAAAUUCUGAAAAAUCUGGAAUCCAGGCAUUCACUUCUCCAUGCUCAUGUGAGAUACGACUUCGAGGUUUCCCUGUGCAAACAACAGCAGUCCCUUUGUUAUCCUCACCUGAAGUGGCACCUGACAUUCACAGUAUUGCUUCAAGCUUUUAUCUUGAAGAAUCUGAUCUGAAAGCAUUACUGGCACCUGGCUGUUUUUAUGCCAAUCAUGCAUGUCUUGAGGUUGCUGUUUUCACUGGGAGAAAGGGUUCACAUUGUGGUGUUGGCAUCAAAAGGCAGCAGAUAGGAACGUUUAAGCUGGAAGUAGGCCCUGAAUGGGGUGAGGGCAAACCGGUGAUUCUUUUUAAUGGCUGGAUAGGUAUUGGCAAAAACAAGCAGGAGAGUGGAAAACCAGGAGCUGAACUUCAUUUGAGAGUGAAACUGGAUCCUGAUCCAAGAUAUGUGUUCCAGUUUGAAGAUGUGACCACAUCGAGUCCUCAGAUUGUUCAGCUUCAGGGCUCCAUCAAGCAGCCCAUAUUCAGUUGCAAAUUUAAUCGAGACAGGUUAACGCAAGUAGAUCCAUUGAGCACCUAUUGGUCAACUUCUGUUGAUGGUGCUGGUGUUGAAACAGAAAGAAGAGAACGAAAGGGAUGGAAGGUGAAGAUACACGAUCUUUCUGGAUCUGCUGUUGCUGCAGCCUUCAUAACAACUCCCUUUGUGCCCGCAACAGGUUGUGAUUGGGUUGCUAGGUCCAACCCAGGAGCUUGGUUGAUUGUUCGCCCAGAUGCUUGCAGGCCUGACAGCUGGCAGCCAUGGGGAAAGCUUGAGGCAUGGCGUGAACGUGGCAUCAGAGACUCCAUUUGCUGCAGAUUUCACCUCCUGUCUGAAGGCCAGGAAGGUGGUGAGGUUCUCAUGUCUGAGAUCCUCAUCAGUGCUGAAAAGGGUGGGGAAUUUUUCAUAGACACUGACAGGCAGUUGCGAACUGCAGCAACUCCAAUACCAAGCCCACAAAGUAGUGGAGAUUUUUCAGGGCUGGGUCCCGUUGUCGCUGGUUUUGUCAUGAGCUGUAGAGUGCAGGGGGAAGGGAAGCACAGCAAGCCAUUGGUUCAGUUGGCCAUGCGACAUGUGACAUGUGUGGAGGAUGCUGCAAUCUUUAUGGCACUUGCAGCUGCAGUUGAUCUUAGCAUUGUAGCUUGCAGGCCUUUCCGUAGAAAGCUCAGAAAAGGGUCUCGCCAUUCUUUAUGA